AUGCUCUCCCCUGAUACAGCAGCGAAAACGUUUCUCCGCUAGCUGUCUGAUAUCUCUCUCGCAUUCUACCCCCACACCGCCUACUCUUGUUUAGGUUGCAGAAGGGCUCCUCCUCCUCUUCCAUCCUCAGGGACACUCCCCUUCCCCGCAGAUCCAGGUUCGGCAAGUCGUCUAACCCUCUUGCAAAUAGGAUGCUGUACACGGUUCACUCUCGGACAGUUACGAUGUUUCUCUUGGUGAUCUGCUCGAUCAUCGGACUCUCAUCAGCAUUCUCGAAUAUUCCUCUCCUCAAACACGGAAGAGGACUCAACCUGCACACUACCGCAUUGCGCUCUCGCCAAGCUGCGUUUCAGUUGGAUACAGCCAAGGAGUCGAGCAUGAAGCCGCUGAAUGGGAACUUGUUGUCAAAAGUCAAGAACCAUGCCAAGACAUGGGCGAAGCUGUUCAAGUCUGCUCUUCUUGCACUAGUCUUCUUGUUCGGAAGCUCUGGGGUACUCCUCGGCUCUCCAAGUGUCUCCCAUGCUGCCAUCGAGGGCAAAAGCCACAUUGACGCCAUGAUGAUCAAGAAGAGACAAAGCCAGAGCAAGGCAGGAAAGAAGCUGCUGCUCAUAGAAGCUGAGAUGUCUCACAUCCUACACGAGACCUUCAACAAGUGGGACCCUGAGGGUACCGGCGCCAUCUCUCGUGAGGACCUUCGAAGUGCCCUGCUGUACCUCGAAGAGGAGAAGUACAUCGAGCGCCUGAUGACGAUGGAGGAGAUGGAUGCGUUCCUGGUGGAGAUGGACGCCGACGGCGACGGCAUGAUCCAGUUCGACGAGUUCAAGAACGCCGUCGAAGUGGUUGAGACGUCGGAGGGAGGAUGGCACAAGGUGACCAGAGCUGACAUCAUGAAGCAUGAAGUUCACGAGUACGGAGAGAAGUGGAAGAGCAAGCAUCCCGCCGGCGUCCACUCCCUGUUCCAGACCAUGGAGGUGCUCUCUGGAUUUUUCUCGGUGCUGGUUGUCAUCAUACUGCCCAUCUACUUUGUCUUUCCGUGGGAGCUCUUCAAGCGGACUGCCCACAUCAAGAUCCCCGAAAUGAUCACUAUCAAGAACUGCACAUACCAUACAAGUGGAUAUGACUACACUGAAGUCGGUCUGUCGAUCGCAUGUUCAGCCCUACUUCGCAUGAUUGAAAAGCACUCUUCAUGUACUCCGAGCAUACGAAACUGGGAGCACACAGGACCGGAUACAUCUCUCAUGUCAUCAUCCACCGGAACAUCGCUGUUCUUCGUGAAGCCGGCAACAAGGGUCGUGCUCCUGUGCGCACCGCAGAUGAGGAAGCUCGGCGAGAAAGUUGUACAACACACUAGAGGGGUCACGCUGGGAACCAUCUCAUGGAAGAAAUUCCCAGACGGGUUCCCCAAUAUUUUUGUACACGAUGUUGAGUCGAUCAAGGGAUGCCAUGUUGUGUUCUUGUGCUGUUUCAGCAACGCCGGCGAGAUUUUCGAGCAGAUGAGUGUACUUUGCUCCUUGCCGCAAUACGCUCCCCACAGCAUCAAGAUCAUCCUCCCAUUCUUUCCGGUGGGCACCAUGGAGCGAGUGGAUCAGGAAGGGGAGAUAGCAACAGCGAGGACUCUUGCUAGGAUUCUCUCGUCGGUCCCUCCAUGUCGUGGAGGACCCAUGGAUCUUGUAAUCUACGAUAUACACGCGCUACAGGAGCGAUUCUACUUCGGGGACAACGUUAUACCUGUCUUGGAGAGGAUUCUGACCAAGAUCGUCUCUCUCAGCGGGGUCACGCUGCUCCUACAAAAACUUGAGGCCGAGGCCCUCGAGAGGUUUGACACAACGAACAACAAGCCUCAUUACUGGACAAUUGCCUUCCCUGACAUGGGAGCAUACAUGAGAUAUCACAGCAUGUUCAAGUCUUUCGAUACCGUGAUCUGCAUGAAAGUUCGCACUGGCGACGAGAGAAAAAUCACCGUCAAAGAAGGGAAUGCCAAGGGAAAGCAUUGCGUACUUGUUGAUGACCUGAUACAAUCUGGUGGAACUUUGAUUGAGUGCGGCAAGGCGUUGCUGGAGUUGGGAGCUGUAUCAGUCAGCGCCUUCUGCACGCAUGCAGUUUUCCCCAACGCCGCAUACCGAAAGUUCCUCGGCGGCCCCUUUCAGAAGGUUUGGAUCACAGAUUCUUGCCCUUUGCAGGCGGAGCUUGUGAACGGCAAGGGGCCGUUUGAAGUCCUUUCUCUCGCUCCUCUCAUCGCUAACGUCAUCGACAUGGAGCCUUCCAAGGAGCAGCACGGACCUCGAUUGUCCCGUCUCUAG
Messenger RNA from Guillardia theta CCMP2712, 2300 nucleotides. RefSeq lists its product as hypothetical. The transcript has 23 exons. Gene Ontology annotation, biological process: purine nucleotide biosynthetic process; 5-phosphoribose 1-diphosphate biosynthetic process. The record is from RefSeq and is a predicted model, not a curated record. Gene Ontology annotation, molecular function: calcium ion binding; ribose phosphate diphosphokinase activity; magnesium ion binding. Lineage: Eukaryota; Cryptophyceae; Pyrenomonadales; Geminigeraceae. Bases 192 to 2300 code for a protein of 702 amino acids. Gene Ontology annotation, cellular component: cytoplasm; ribose phosphate diphosphokinase complex.